Molecule: messenger RNA, 5799 nt
Organism: Bacillus rossius redtenbacheri
Lineage: Eukaryota; Metazoa; Arthropoda; Insecta; Phasmatodea; Bacillidae
Gene: Fibp
Product: acidic fibroblast growth factor intracellular-binding protein
Exons: 7
Coding region: 190-1293 (367 amino acids)
Cellular component (GO): nucleus
Source: RefSeq, a predicted model, not a curated record
UAAGUCAUUUAAUUAUCACCAUACCUUACAGCAAAUACACGCAUAUGUAUUCUAACUAAUUCAGAACCAUGUUUCGUAUCACGAAUUGCCAUUACGUUGCAAACAAUAACAAACCCGAGUGGCCCACAAUCAGCUGUUUUAUGUUGACCUCAAGGCGGUUGUUUGGAGCGCAUAGACGACGCAGGGUCUAUGAUAUAUAUACGUCGUUGGGAAGAAAGAAUGUUUGCUGAAGUAGAUGUUUUCAUUAGUAAUUACACCUUAGUAGAUCCAGAGGUGUACCAAUUAUGGGUUGAUGGAUAUUCUUCAUGCGACGCGGUGCAGAUCCUGCACCAGAGGGGCGUGACGCAGCAGAUGGGCGCGAGCCUGGAGCUGGUGGCAUCGGACGUGCUGGACCACUACCGCACCUACAGCCUGCUGGAGCGCCUGCUGCACAACCCCCCCAAGCUGGAGGAGCAGCUCGCCUUCCAGAUAGAGCCCCACGCCAGGAAGCUGCUCAUCGAGAAGUAUUAUGAAUUUGAUAAUGCAGUUAUAAGAGAACUACUUGGGAAGAAGUUGUCGUCACGACAUCGCAAAGACCUGGAUGAAGUGAGUGAGAAGACGGGAAUCCUGUUGAAGUCAUGCAGGAGACAGUUUGACAAUGUCAAGAGGAUAUUCAAAGUGGUUGAGGAAAUGCAGGGCUCAGUGUCCCAGAACAUUCGGACAAACUUCUUGCUAUCAGAAGAGUUAGCCAGGCGCUACGGAGCUAUUGUGUUCCUCGCUUGCAUACGGUUUGAAACGGGCAAGCGGAAGCUGCAGCAUCUCACGUUCCCUGACUUCUACCACUGUGCCCAGGCCAUGAUGGGGUGCUGGACUUACGGCGAGAAUAACUCUGAGUACGACGACACCGAUCUAGAUCGAGAGUUUCUCCUGGAACUGCGAGAUGUCCGUGUUCUACUCGACAAGGAGAAGGAACACAAACACCUGGUGUGCCAGCGUCUGAAGCCACAGCUGCUGGAGCGGUCGUACCAGGAGCUGGACGGCAACUUCAGGUCGUACACGCGGGCCCUGGUGGGGCUGGCCUGCAACUUGCACCGCACGCGCGAGCUGCGCAUGCUCUUCAUGGAGCUGGUGGAGCGCUGCCUGGAGCCGUGGAGGCAGGUCGCCUGGUCCCACUCCGACCUGCGCCACUUCCUCUCCGCCUACUUGCAGUGCGCUCUCGAGAUGGACGUCUUCAGGGAGGGAGACUUGAAGAGUGCUUGGGAGCGUUUCAUGACUGUCAUCACGGCCUGCCUGCUACGGAUGUACCACACGUGAAGCUCUCUGUGUACAGCACUGCAUGGGUGGUGGGAGGUUGGAGUUAUGUACAGUCACAAGGGAAUUUCGUACUUUUUUUUUGUUUAUGUGAGAUUCUUUGCUUGCAUGCAAGAAAUCUCUGUCUGAAAAAAAUUGUAUGAUUGUUAGUAUUUGAGAAAUGAACUAGCAUAUACAUUCUCAUACCAUAUUUAUCCACGUUUUGGAUCACAUUUUAUGUCAAUUUAUAGUUUUAAAAAAUGCAAUGCGGCCCUAAUGAGAGUUUUUCACACUUUGGGUUAAAAACGUGUGUGUGUGUGUGUGUGUGUGUGUGUGUGCGUGUGUAGAGAGCACUAUCUUGACAGGUGUUUAUGAUGUAAUUGUGCCAAAAGAAAAUAGAAGUCUUCUCCUAUGUCUUUUUGUUAGGUAGUGCAUGGGGGGGGGGGGGGGAAUAGGGGUUUUUAGAUUUGGGGGGAUAGAAAGAGAGAGAGAGUGAAGUGUGCCAUCUCAUAACUAGAGACACGGAAAUUUCGCGAAUCGCGAUAUCGCGAAAUAACACCGCAAUUUACCUUAAUUCGCGACAAAACACCGAAAUCGCACAGCAUCGAGAAAUAAAACUGAUAAUAAUGAAUUAGACCACCCAUGCAAGACAUCGCGAAAAACAAGUAAACACGACGUUGACGGCACAUCGCCAUUUUUCUAAGUUUCAACAUGGCCGCUUUGUAGUAAUGAAAGUAAAUAAUGAUUUACAGUAUUCCCGUCACGUAAUCAUUACAAUUUGAAACGAAAGCAGUAAUUGCAAUCAUAAACUAAUUAAAAAGAGAAAAAUGUACCUGAGCAUCAACACAAAGUUAAUAAAAAAUACCGGCGAUGUUUUCAACACAAUAUAGCUGCCAUGAUUUUCAACCCGCUGUAUUUACACAUUAAUCUUGUAGAGAAAUAUAAAAUUUUAAUUCUUCCUUUCAUGUUGAACAGUUAACAACCUCAUGCUUUCAACUACGUUUGACUGGCUUGGCAACCUACUCGUUAGAGCUGUAGGUGUAGCAAACCGUAUGUAUUCGGUACUGACUGAGUAACGGGUGCGCCAUCUAGUAUCGAGUAACGAAACGUUACACACGGCUGGAUUUCGUUACUCGCAUUUUUCGUAUGUUUUACGCAUGCGCGCGCAUAUUCAAUGAAUUUACGUUACAAAGAACGAUGUUUGUUUAUUAAGUAUAAUAUGGAAAUUUGUCGUCCAAGUUUUUUACUGUUUAUAAGAAAGUAUUUUUUACAAAUUAGAAAUAUGUAUGUUUUUGUUAUUUAUUAUCGCGUAUUUUCACGUUUUUUGUUGUUUUUAUCUUAAAAGAGAUAAUAUAAUAAAACCGCUCUAAUGAGAUUUAAUUGUUUCUUGGUUAACAAAAACUGUUAAUUAUCAAAUAUUGUUAAUUGUUUAUAUUCUAUUUAUUAUUAUUUACGUGACGUCAUACUGUACGCGUACGCAAUACGACUCGAUUCGUUGCUGCAACAUAACAUUGCAUGUUAUGCGGUAUCAGAAGUAACGAGUAACGUAGCGACACGAUAGUAACGAGUACUAAUUGUUAUAGUAACGAAUACAUACGGGUACACUUUUUUUCGUUACUUUUACACCUCUACUACUCGUAAACAUGAACACAUGGCACUACGCCGAUUGAUAAGCAAAAUCAGUGACCUUUAACUGCCGUAACUACACUUCUCAGCAAAUGCAAUACGACCGCAGAGCAAGUGAAUACGGCGUCAACGGGACAAAGAACAGCAGCAAGAAAUAUUAAAAGAAUACUAAGUUGAGACAUGCCGUGCCGAGGCAGCGCGCUAGGCUAGGCGGCACCGGGCCGUGCCGAGCUGUUUCAAGCCUACAAUUUUUAUUUGCCAAUAGUGUUGACUUUAGAGUGCAGUAUACGAGUAUACGCCGUGCCACUAUUAUUUAGCCAAGCAAAACUUGUAGGUCAUAAAACCAUUCUCAAAAGUUAAAGUAAACAUGAAAAACCAAAACAGCGAAAUAAAACCGAAAUUUGAUUUUUUCAAAACGAAAUUUAAGGAAAAAUAAAACCAUUUUUACGGGACUCUACUCAUAACUAUCAUCCUAAUAUAAAAAGACAAAGAAAAACAAGGGUCAAUACAACUGCUGUAUUACUUAAAAGCCAGCCGAGACAUGGAACACAAGGAUUCCACUUGUAUUCCUGGAACACUAGUGGUGCGACCCUUAUUCGAAGGCGACAAUUACGAUGAAAAUGUUAGAUUUUUAUGCCUAAUAUUAAAGGUGUGUCCCAUACGUUGUGGCAACUCUUCUGCGGGUAAAUAUGGUAAUUGUAAUUUAUAGUCAUACUCUGCAAGUUAUUUACACAAGUGUACACAGUAAAAUUGUAGUAAGUAGUGUACAGAAAUAUUAAUCAAUAGGAAAUAAGAAAAGGGAAGAGCAUUUAAUUGAUUUUAUAUUUAUUUACAUUUGCCUGAAAAAAUUCUUAUGAUUAUAUCAGAAGUUCAAGUCUUAUGAAAGCAGGACUGUUUUUAUUCUUGAGUACUGUGUUUUCUCGCAUAAUUGUCGCACAUGUUAUUCUAAAAUGAAGUUUCAAAUGUAGGGGCGCGACGAUUAUGCAGAAAAAAUUUUUUUUGUUAGGUAAAGUAUUCAUAAAAACGAAACCCAUGCAUGGAAAGUACGUUUAUUUACAAAGUAAACUAUAAAAGAGCACGCCAAACAAUUUAAUUUAAUAAGUCAUGCAACAAAAACCUUUCUUCAACAUUAAAUAGAAAAACAAAUUCUGUGAUCCAAAUGCAAGCCGAACGAACGUGUAACUACCGUAGUAAACACCACGAGAGUGCGGGAUAUCAAAUGUAGUUAACUCUGUACCGGAUAGAGAGAGCGCGUUGCAUACAAUCGGCGAGAUAUCUAUAUUCGACUACGUGUGUGCGCUCUAUACGGGAAGCAACAUAACCAAACAGUAAUUGCGAGCGCUGGCUACAUUUUUGUAAGCGAUACACCACGGCGACGCAGACGAACAGAUCAUGGUUGAUGGUUAUAAUGUUUAAAAAGACUUUAAAAGAAAAUUUACACUUCAAACAGCUUCGUAUUAUCAUUAUUUAAAUUAGUACGCGGUAAUUUCUGAUUAAAUAUUAUAUUUAUGCUACAUACGGAAAAUAUACCUACAAUCGGAAAGAUAGUGAUAUUCGACUACGUGUGCGAGCUCUAUACGGGAAGCAAUAUAACCAAACAGUAAUGAUUGCAAUGAGCACUGGCUACAUUUUUGUAAGCGGUACACUGAGGCGAUGCAGAUGAACAGUGAAGGUUAUGACGUUUAAAAAGUCCUUAAAAGAAAAUUUACACAUCAGACAGCUUCGUAUUUCCGUUAUUUAAAUAAGUAUGCUGUAAUUUCGGAAUAAAUAAAUUUAUACUUUAAAAUACAUUGUUUUAUACGGAAAAGAUACCUACACAAAGUGCUCGGCAUCUAAUAGCAGGACCAAAAACAUCAUAUGACGUUUACACAAGAGUUUUUUUUUUUUUUUUUUUCCAAAUUAUGACGCCCUAAAAUAUGGGUGCGACGAUUAUGCGAGUGCGACAAUUAUGCUAUAAAAGAGGGUAUAUAUGUCAUCAAAUUGUCUGUACUAAUGGUGAUUGUGUGCAUAUUACUUAUCUCUGAUUUUAUAUUGUGUUACUUUUUACUUAUUAUUUAUUAUGUAUUACAUUAUAUUUUAAAUAUUCAGUUGUGUUGAUCGGUUGACUAGCAAUCGCAGUGUGAAAUUGGCCAAUAUUACCUUAAUUUAGGCUUGUUUUUGCUGUAGCAGAAAUUUUGGUUCAUGUAGUAACUAUCAUGUGUGAAAUUUAACUUGUUUUGGUGCUAUCAAUUAUAUGGUCAGAUAAAUAGGUGUCAAAGUUGUAAUUAUACAGUGCUUUAAUUAUUUUAAGUUUAUUUCAAAAUGCAACAUGUUGAUUACAAGUGUUUCUAUUGUAUCUGAUAAAUUAGAUAUGACUUUUUUCUUAAAGUUUCUUUACAUGUUAUUUUUUUUAUAUUAUGCUUUAAAAAAAAUACUACUUGAAAAUUAUACAGUAUACCAGUAUAGACUAUUUUAAUACAAUUACACUAACUGAUAAAGACUGAAUUCAACUUAGUGAAUACAAAAUUGUACCAAGAGCUUAUGAGCAUGGGAGUCAGUUUUAGACAUCUGUGAUGGGAAUUUUACAUUGUAUCAAUCAAAUAUUUAGCUCUGAUUAAAAUGUUUUUACAACUUGCAAUACACCCAAUAAUGUCCUCAAAUUAAGUAAAGUAAAAAAAAAAAACUUUAAAUUGAUCCUAUAUGUGACAGCUAAAAAACAUAUGAUUGUUUACAAGUUACGACUAAUGAGACAUACUUCAACACAUAGGUGUAUUUUCGGUUAAAGUGGAAUACCAGAGUGGUGUAUUUUCGGUUAAAGUGGAAUACCAGAGUGGUGUAUUUUCGGUUAAAGUGGAAUACCAGAGGUGCAGCUGGAAUACUGUAAUCAAAUAAGCAAUAAAGACUGUGACAGCGUAACAUGCAGCA